GGUUCCUAGUGUACGGAGGCCGGAAGCGUCUCCCAUGCUGUACGGAGGCCGGGACAGGACAGACAUCUGUAACCUUCUGUCAGUAGUAUGAGGCUGUUCGGGAGCCUCCUCGUCUCCCAUGGCAGGGUGGCCCGGCGUAUGGGGCUGGGGCCCCGCUCCAGGCUGGACAUGCUGCGGAACCUGCUGACGGGGCUGGUCAGACAUGAGCGGAUAGAGACCACCUGGGCCCGGGCAGACGAGCUGCGCUUCUAUGCCAACAAGAUCAUUGAUUAUGGGAAAUGUGGCGAUACAGAUGAGAAAGCCAUGAAGAUGGCGGAUUUCUGGCUGACGGAGAAGGAUCUCAUUCACAAGCUUUUCAAGACCCUGGUUCCUCGCUUCAGUUCGGAUGACGGCAACUAUGUAACUAUGUUCCAGAUUCCGACCCGAGAAAAUCUGAACCGCGCCAAGAUGGCGGUUAUAGAAUACAAAGGAAACCCCCUCCCACCGCUACCAGUUCGUAAGAAGACCAAUGAAAAGACUCUUGUAAACCAGCUUCUGUUGGGUUAUCGCCUAGAACAUUCUCUGCCGACAUCCGCAUAAGCCAUCGGAUAACGUUCUUCUGUUGGUUCCCCCGGGACGGGGGGAAGUAUUUCCUGACUAUUUCAUAGAUCCUGUGGUUACUCCUCUCCCACCUGGACAUGUUUAUUUCCUCAUCAAUAAAACUAAUUUGACUAAGGUGUGUUCCCCAAGGAUUGCCGGAAGACGCCCGUCGGGUUGUAGCGUUGAGGACUGUGUUCAUACAGUGUACCCUUCCCAGUGCAAAUUAUAAUGUUACAGAAAGUUCAGUAUCGCGGUGUCUGUGGCAGCUCAACUCUGUAACCACUGAGGAGCAAACCUCACGUCGCCUACACAAGAACAGGGGCCGCUCGCAUAGUUCCCCAAUUCGUAGCAUACAGCUUUAGGUAAAUGUUUCUAGACGUGUAACUUUAAAACACUUGGCGUUUGCUUUUCUGAAACGUGAUUACACCGCAGAGCCGUCCAGACCUCUUCCAUAUCCAAAUCCUGAAAUAGGCAACUUCUGCUAGUGCAAUACCGCUACAGCCACACUUAGAUCUGGCAGAUUAUCUGACAGAUAAUUGUAUAGUGUGUACCUAUCUUUAGUGCUACACCAACGGUCCAACUAAAAUGUGCUCACAGGAUAACAGUAAUAAAGAAGCUUAUCUGAU
Molecule: messenger RNA, 1205 nt
Organism: Pseudophryne corroboree (corroboree frog)
Lineage: Eukaryota; Metazoa; Chordata; Amphibia; Anura; Myobatrachidae
Gene: MRPL17
Product: mitochondrial ribosomal protein L17
Exons: 3
Coding region: 88-579 (163 amino acids)
Biological process (GO): translation
Cellular component (GO): ribosome; mitochondrial large ribosomal subunit
Molecular function (GO): structural constituent of ribosome
Source: RefSeq, a predicted model, not a curated record